CAGCGGCGCCUUCCGCCGGCCGCGGCCGGACGGCGCGUCCGUCAGCAACAGCCCCGAGGCGCCGGUGUUUGUAACUCUCCAGCUGAUUGGCUCGCCGCUCCGCCAGGAAGGAGGAGUAGAGAGCCGCCGUCGCAAGGCGAUUGGCGGAGGAGGUUGCUGCUCUGCUGGCUCCCUGCCACGCUCGCCGGCGGGAGGGUACCCCAUGUCGCCCGGAGCGCCGUGCCGUGGAUCAGGCCUCGCCUCGGGAUGAGCCGCGUUUCCCCAUGGAGUCUAAACGGGCCGAGAUCCCCAGCAGGGUCCUGGACGACCUGUGCAGCCGAUUUAUUUUGCACAUUCCAAGUGAAGAGAGAGAUAAUGCAAUUAGAGUGUGUUUUCAGAUUGAACUUGCCCACUGGUUUUACUUGGAUUUCUACAUGCAAAACACACCAGGAUUACCUCAGUGUGGGAUAAGAGACUUUGCUAAAGCUGUCUUCAAUCACUGCCCUUUUUUACUGCCUCAAGGUGAAGAUGUACAAAAGGUUUUAGAAGAGUGGAAAGAAUACAAAAUGGGAGUGCCAACCUAUGGUGCAAUUAUUCUCGAUGAGACACUUGAAAAUGUUCUUUUGGUUCAGGGCUAUUUAGCAAAGUCUGGUUGGGGAUUUCCAAAAGGGAAAGUAAAUAAAGAAGAGGCUCCUCAUGACUGUGCUGCUAGAGAAGUAUUUGAAGAAACUGGGUUUGACAUAAAAGAUUAUAUCUGCAAAGACCAAUACAUUGAGCUGCGAAUUAAUGAUCAGUUAGCACGGCUGUACAUCAUUCCAGGAGUUCCCAAGAACACAAAGUUCAACCCCAAAACUAGAAGGGAAAUUCGGAAUAUUGAGUGGUUUUCCAUUGACAAAUUACCAUGCCAUAGAAAUGACAUGACCCCAAAGUCCAAGCUGGGUUUGGCACCUAACAAAUUUUUUAUGGCAAUUCCCUUCAUCAGGCCACUGAGGGAGUGGAUUUCCCAGAGGAAUGGAGAUUCCUCAGAUAGUGACAAUGGACUUUCAUCUACAGGGGGCACACCCUCUAAGCCCAACUUGGAAAAAGCUAGAUCCAAACUUCGUUGUAGUCAGCAGGUGUUUACAGAUGGCUUUUCAGGAGAGCAGAGUGUGAAGCCAAAACAGCCACAGAAGCCAUAUAAUCAUCCUGAGCCGUCUGAAGUUUUGAAAAUAAAGAGUCAGAGCUUGAGGAGCAAUGGCAGAAAGCAGUGUCAAGAUGCUUCCAACCAGAAGAAACGAACAAAUGGAGUCCACAGUCAACCAGUUAAGCAAAACCAUACAUUGAAAUGUGAAAAAAGGCUUAAUCCAAGAAGACUUCAAGAUAACUUUGAAACAGCAGAUGCAGCAUAUGAGGUGUGUUGCUCCAGUGAAGACCGACUGCCAGACCAUGUAGAGGGACAUUCUGUGGCAUGCAAUGGCCAUUACACAUUUGCUUUCUCAUCAAGAGCUUUCUUGAGUUUCAAGUUUGACCAUGAUGCCAUAAUGAAAAGUUUUGACCUCUGACAGCAAAACACGAACAAAAAUCAGACUUGCCUGUUGCAAUUGAGGGGGUUUCUUAUCCAGCCUUACUCUUUCUCAGGAGGUUUUUUUUGUUUUGUUCUGUUUGUUUGUUUUUAAAUACAAUGCAGGGACUGACUGGUGGUUUGGAAGGGUUUGUUCUCUUUGCAGUACGGGAGUGGCAUAGUCAAGUGUUGCACUUUAAAUGCAGUAUAGCCUUUAUCCACAAAAGUACCUUUCCAGUGUUCAGUUCACUUGUUCCUAGCUGUGCAUUAGAGGGCAUUCUUUUUUCUUUUUUUUUUUUUAAAUUUCAGUUGCUGUGUGUUUUUAUAUAAUGUCAUUGACUUUUUACCUGUUGGAGUAUACCAGCUUGCUAAACUUCUAACUGCUCUGAUGUACAUUAUUGGACUUGUUAGUCGUUAUUGUGUAAUACAUUGCAAUAUUACGGCAGUGGCAAUGAACAUGAUUCUCAGAGGACUCCUCUGUCCUAGUGAUUUUGAAACCAAGUUGCACAUUUCAAACCUAGCCUCAGACUGUCAUCCUUUCUCUGUCCUGGUUGCUUGCCGAAAAUACCUUCCCUCCUUCUGUUGGCUGACGAUCAGUGGUACUUGGAGUCAGAUCUCUAGCAUGUUGACUUCUUGUACCUACUCUGCCUCUGUCUUCAGUAAGGAUAUGUAAACUGGGUAGAACUCAGCCAAAGUGUCUAGCUUCAACUCUUACGCACUGUCCCCAGCUGGGUAAGAAGUUGCAAAAUUUUGUGUUAUCCCAGUUGAAGCUGCUUUCAAAAAGAAAAGCGUAAACUUUGUGAGAGGUUACUUGUGUAGAAUUUAUAUCGAAUGUAAAUAAGCCUCUGUAGGUCUCGCUGAGGAGGAAGGCAGGUGCAUGGAUAAUAGUCAUUGUGUGACACUAAAUGGCUUAAUCAGGCUUGCAAUAACUAUUUUAAGGGUGUCCAGUAUUGUAUUCUGUGCUGUUGUCCUCAGAUCUCUUGUGUAGUGUAUGCUCUGUAUAUAUCCAGUUGUAUUGAAUUGCACUUGCAGUUAGCAUUGAAAUGAUGUAGCCUCAGUCAUUUUCAGCUACAACAUUAUUGGGGUUUGAACACGUGCUUUGCAGUUGAGAGGAAUGCACUGAAAUAAUUUGUCACAGCAGCUUGUGGUAGCAAGCAUGUUGUCCCAAAUUUAAAAAUGGACUUUUCCCUAAAAUAAAGGUGAGUAAUUGGUAACUUCAUAGGUUGAAUGAACUACGCCCUUGUCUCAUCACAGUGUAUGCUCAUGCACUGAGUCUUUAUGCAACUCAUUUGUCAUCCAAAAACAAAAUCUUGGUCUUCCUUCAACCACCCUACUUCAUCUACCCUACUUGAUCUGUUACCUAGUGCUUUUCCUCAGAAAUAGCUUUAGAACUAUCUCCUAGUUUAUUUACCUGCCUGCUGCCUGAUUUGGGACUCUAAUGCUGUAAGAAUCUUGGCAAUAGGAAUGUUGGACUUCUGUAUCAGUCAACGAGAGAAACAGACUGCUGCAUUUCCUCCUUCUGGAGGACAAGAGUCCUGAAGGCCUUGUCUUUCAAGAAAAAUUGUGAAAUAGCUCCAUCUAGCUUUGUCUCACUUUGUUUUUUUUAAAAAAAAAGAGAAGAAAAAAAAAAAAGGUAUCCAAAGGCAGUUCAAAACAGUAAGUGGUGAAGAACAGUAAUUGAGAAGGUGGGAUAAUGCUGGAGGAGGUUAUGUUAUUCAGCCUCAGGUGAAAACUAAUCUUUAAUUACUUCUUUAGUUCAAGUAGUUGAUUUCCCAGCAAAAGUGCCUUUACUCAUGGUGAGGCAGAAGUUUGUAUUCAUAUCCUGAGGCUGCUACUGCCUGUGGAGUUAACAAGACUCUCCUAAGGCAUGAUUAAGUAUCAGGCUGUGGAAAUCUUUAAUAAUUAAGUAAGUAAAUAAGUAAGUAAAUAAGUAAAUUAGUUGUAUUUCAACUAGUGCUGUGUGAAAUAAGGGGGAUGUUGAUGAAACAGUGAACUCGGAGCUUCUGUCAACUGUUUGGGAAAUCGUGUCCCAGACAGAGUAUUCUUUAGAAUGAAGCAAGUGUGUCCUAUGAAUAGGAGAUGCUGGCUACCCGCUGUAUUCACUGGGUCAUUUUUUUUCUUCUUCAUGAAAGGUUGGUUUAGUGUAAGAGAAAUUUGUUGCUUCGUUAAGCAGCCCAAAGUGGGGUUUAUACAUAUGUUAUCAUUUUAGUAAAUCUAGCCUUAAUGUGAGUUGCAAAUAAAUGUGAUAAAUAUGCAAUAACUUACUUCUUUGUAUAAGGGUACUGUUUCUUGUAGUAGCAUUGCUUUGUUUUCUCAGUAAGGUUUCUAAAACAAUCUAAGUGUGGUGGCAUAUGGUCUACCUUAUUGGUUCCAUCAUGCCCUGCACUGUGAACAUUUUGAAUGGUUUACUAUUGUUUAUGUUCUUAUUUCACAAUCCUUUUAUAGUUAAGUAUAUUUUUAAUUUUAGAAGUACAGUUUACAUUAUCUUCUGUAAAACAGUGAAGAAAUAACAAGUGAGAUAUAUAAUUUAGUUUUGUAAGUUUUUAUUUUAUGGGAGCUAGACACAGAGAAACAAGUAACUGCAUGUCAGACUUGAGAGCUGAUGCCAAGAUACUUGAAAAAGAAACAUUGCUCACUUUGAGAGUGCUUACCUGUAAGGGGUUAUGCAGAUUAUGAAUGGUCAUUCAGUGUUCUUGAAAUUAAAGAACUCAUGUCAUAAACAAACGUUUAACAAAAUAACUACAAAUGUGGGGGUGCUGGGAAUCUAGUACUAGUUUGCAGUUUCUAGUACUACAUAAACUCCCUGCUUUAGUGUGAGAUUUUUAGCAUCUUUCAGAGUGCUCUAAACUUUGAACUCAGACUGAAGAGUAAUCUGCCUAAUUGAAUGACGAAUGUUCUGUGCUGAAAUGCUAUUAGCUCCUUGAUGUACAUGCAUGUUGAAAGUAGCUGUGUUUGAAGUCUGGAAACAGUGGUACUGGGAAGAGGGGAAAUAGCUUGCUUAUUGCACAAUCAAAGUAUUUUUUUAAUACAAUGUAAAUUCUUUAGACCAGACUUGCAUAAAUAAGUUUCUAAUAAAAUUUUGGGCCUAGUCACUGUUUCAGGCUUCUGUGCUGUGCUCCAAACUUCCUGACUUAAUUUGGUGAUUUGAGAACAGUAUUUACUGUGUUUUGCCUUCACCUACCUGUGGCUGUUAAAACUGUAACAGUUGCUUUUAGAAACAAGGCAGGUUUCGGGUAUGGCUAUUUCUAACAGACUUGUUCUCAGAUUGUAAUUUUAGAUAAAUUAUUUUUUCCGAUUUUUAUUUACUGUAGUAGAAUUGCUUUUGUUAUUUGCAAUUUAUAGCAGCAGUCUUCAUUCUGGUGUGAAGAGCAAGAGUCUACAUUAAGAAUCCAAGCUCUACUAUCCUGUGGUGCAAGAUGGCACUGCUGUUCCAUAGGCGACUGGCUGUCCAGUUGUUGGGUCAGUGGGCCUUUCAAUCCACAGCUACCUUUUUUUUUUUUUCAUAAAUUCGGAACAAAAGAGAUUUGGGUUUUUUUCAAGUAGGAGGCUAUACCCUAAAUGUGCUGGGAAGUUCAAAAUUAUUGAGAACUGGUAGAAUAGCCUCUUGUUUGAAUUUUUUUUUUUUUAAAUCCAUUUAUUUACAGAAAUUAAGUCUUGCACUGUAAAUGUUAAAUAAUCUGGUGCUUAUACAUGACUUCAUAAUUUCAGAUUGUUUUUGUUAUUACAGUGUUUCAGCUUUAGAAGCAACCAAAAUUAUGUAAAAUAUGGUAAAUUUCUACAAACUAACUGAAGGUGCUUUUCCAAUAAAUUGGGCUUGGAAAUUUAACUACUCUUGCAUAAUAGAUUUUUGUUCUUACGCAUUUAUAGCAAUAGUGUAGUUCAAGAAUGAAAGUAGGCUAAAUGCUAGUAUUUGCACUGUUCUUUAUCCUGUACAUAAGCACUGAUAGAUGCAGUAGGAUUUGUGCUGUGUGUGCAUUUCACUGUUUCAAGUAGGUUGUGAACUUGCAAUGAAGACAACAUAUGUAGCAAUUACAUUGGCCAUAUUCAAGAUUGUACAAGAGGAAGUAUUCUGGAUUAGUAGUACAUUAAAAUGUUGGGGUUUAACUUAUCUUUUAACUGAGAAUGUUAGGUUAAGCUACACUUAUUGUAUACAUUCAGCUUUACAGAAACCCUUCUCUUUAAAUUGUUCUCAGCUCUGGGAUGCUUCUGGGAAGGAAGUAGAAGUGUCUUCAAUUCUUCCUUCAAUACUUGCAAGAAAAAAGGAAAGCUUGCUUUUAAGAAAUUAUCAACAUUUCACAGGGUACAGAAUGUUUAAAUUUGAAUAGGUCCAUUAUGAAAUUUACUGGAAACACUUUUAAGUACUUUGUCAUUGUUAAGCUUUUAUAUUGUUGAUCAGAAGAACUAGCUUCUAGUUUCCAUUGUGGGUUACAGUUCAGUGCCUUUAAGAAAAUGAUUAUAGCUCAUGGAGCAUGAGUCAUUUCAAAACAAGGCAUUUAUAGCUUUUUAGGAAUAUAAAGAACUGCAAACUCAGUUCUCUACAACACACUUUUCACUCAGAAACUGCAAAUUUUUUGAAGUAUGUUUGAGUAAGAUUACCAAACUAGGGAGUUGAACCAUUUAGGUCUUAACUGGUUGGGUACAUAUUUUUGUUAUGCAGAAGUAUGCAAAACUGCAUGAUUCAGAGCUCUCAGCAAAUACUUCUCAAACCUAUACUUAAAACAGGAUCGUUGGGUAACUUUACUAUGUCUGCAUGGCACUGCAGUAUGUGGAAGCUGUACUUCAGCCCUGAGGAGCAGUUUAGCUGGGUUUGCAAGGCACUUUAAAAAGCAAAAUGAACUCCACAGAAGAAGGUGGGGUUUUGUUCAUUAGUUUUGGCAUAAUGCUAAAUUGCUGUACGUGUUCCCAGGACCCAGGCUGACUCAGGUAUUGCUGCCCAAAGAUAACACUUUUCUGUGCAGCAUCGCAUGUCUCGCAGAAAAUAGGGAGCCAGUGUUUCAUUAUAUGGCUCAUGCAUGAAGGAUUAUGUCUUCCUCCUGUUUGUUUAAGCUCAAGAACUUGAUCUGUUUUCCUCACUGGUAUGUAAAUGGCAUAUCGGUGCUAAUUAAGUAGAAAAUACAUACAGCUAAUAGGGUUAAAACCAUGUAAAGUUACAGAUUUUAUUCUAUUUCCAUGAUGUUAUCUUGAAGAAAGUUUGCAUUAGUUAACUCUUCAAUAAAUAAAAUAUGUAACUACCUGUAACAUCAGCUGUACUGAUGAUUGUGAUUUUGUUAUUCACUGAUUCAGAAACUGAAGCACCCCAUUUAAGAGGCUAUGACUAAAUUGACAUUUUCUUCCAUACUGUAAUUUUUCUCUGUAAAAUUAAACAACUUUAUGCUUAAACUUA
Molecule: messenger RNA, 6902 nt
Organism: Tyto alba (common barn owl)
Lineage: Eukaryota; Metazoa; Chordata; Aves; Strigiformes; Tytonidae
Gene: DCP2
Product: decapping mRNA 2
Exons: 12
Coding region: 264-1520 (418 amino acids)
Biological process (GO): deadenylation-dependent decapping of nuclear-transcribed mRNA; nuclear-transcribed mRNA catabolic process, nonsense-mediated decay
Cellular component (GO): cytoplasm; P-body
Molecular function (GO): manganese ion binding; 5'-(N(7)-methylguanosine 5'-triphospho)-[mRNA] hydrolase activity; RNA binding
Source: RefSeq, a predicted model, not a curated record